GUAGCUAAAGUUGAAAAGUUUGUUGAUGCUGAAUUAGAUAAUGAAAUGAAUCUAACAUUAAAGCACUUAUAUCAAAUUAAAGAUUACUCAGCUAUAUCACAAACUGGAGAUUUGUUAGCUGAAGAAAUUAACAGUAUCUUAAAUGAAAUUGGA
This is a messenger RNA of Racocetra fulgida, 153 nucleotides long. The record is from the annotation of a GenBank genome assembly. NCBI's taxonomy places the organism in Eukaryota, Fungi, Glomeromycota, Glomeromycetes, Diversisporales, Gigasporaceae.